AGUAAAUUUGUGCCAGUUUAAAGUUUGACCCGCAUCUUGAGCUGCAAUGCAAAGUUGCUAAGACGUCGUCCGCAUUAUGACGCCAAAGAAGAAGCGACGCGCUUUGGGGCGCCACAAGAGUCGCGCCCAAACGGAGGCAGAGCACCAACAGCUGCUGGAGGCAUUGGAGCUGGCGGAUAGCUGCUGUGACAUUUGCCACUGCGAUUGCUACAGUUCGCACAGCAGUAGCAAUGUGAGUGGACGCGGUCAAACGCAAGCGGAAACGGAAACGAAAACGGAGCAACUGCAGCAACUAGAGCAGGAGAUACACAUUCUGGAGCAGCUGCAGCGCAGUGAAAGUGCUCAGAAGAGGUGUCACAGCAGUCAACGGCUACAACAACGACAACGCAGUGCUUCCAAAUCGCCCACAGAGGCCAAAACAACGCACAGUCGACGCGGCUCCGCCGAGUGUCAAACGAGAAUCUCUACAGCGGGCAGAAGCAAACGCUCCAAGAGCGCCGGCAGCUCUCGCAGUCAGUCCAGGCAAGAGCAGGAUCAGAAUCAGGAGCAGGAGGAGCCGCCACAGUCAAAGAAACGCUCACGACGUGGAGCGGGCGGACAGCGGGAUUGUCAAAUGUUGCAGGCUGUAUUUGGUGCCUUGGGAACAAGCGAUGCUUCCAGUUUGGCCAUUCAAGGACGGGGCAAGUCGAAGUCACAGGAGAACAUGUCGUUGAUGCCGCUUAAUCAAUCCCAGGCCCAGUUGACACGUUCCGGCAACUCGCUGUGCGCCUCGAUGGCCAAUCUGUGUCUGGCGCCAACGGUGCGUGCUGCCUACGCCCAGGUGCCAAGUCACGAUCAGAAGAUCCUCAACCGGAUGGCAGUGAAGCGUAGUGAACAGGCGGUAGAUAAGGAGCAUGCUUGGCUGGCGAGAAAGUAUUGGGAGAAUGAGAGAUUGGAGCGUCAGCUGUUGAAGUGCGAACAGCUGGAGGAAUAUAAGCGGGCUGUGCAUGAUAAACAGUUCCAGGACUAUCUAUUGACCAAGGCGCGUCUGCAGGCGUUGGCCGAGCGGGAUCUUGCCGAGCUACGGCGACUGCGCGGUGCCCUCGAUGCCAAGGAUGAGGCAGCCAAGCAACGUUUGAAGGCCAUGCGAUUGGAACGUGAUCUGACUCUGUGUCAACGUCGCUAUGAGGAGUCCCGACGCAGUGAGGCCGUCAAUUUGCAACAAGAGGAGCAACAAUUGGAUGCAAGGCUCAGGAAACGUGACAUUUGCAUGCGACUCACGCAACGUCUGCGUCGAGCCGACGAACUACGUGGCCAAGUACUGGAGGGUUACCUCAAGCGACUGCAACACGAUAACCAAGUGGAGCAACUGCAGCACGAGGAGCAUUGGCAAGAACGUCAACAAUUAGAGCGUCUGAAGCGCGAACAAUUGCAGCAGGAUAUUCAAAGGAAACGUCAUAAAUCACAGCGAUUUCUAGAUUGCCGACAACGGCGACAUGAAGCCCGGUAUCGUACAGCCAAGAUCUCAGCCAGCCUAAGGGAACUGGUUCGACAGUCCGUCACACCCGAGGCGGGGUUGGAUCAACAAGGAAACAGCUUCUUCGUCCAGCAGCAGUCGCAACUAGGACGACUUCUCUUCAAGAACAAGACAAACUAAACUAAUAAAUAUUGCAAACCUUCAACUGUUGUUGUUAUGUAAAUAAAUGGAGAAUUACCCAAAGCUAUUUACAA
This is a messenger RNA of Drosophila innubila, 1710 nucleotides long. RefSeq names its product trichohyalin. The transcript has 2 exons. Lineage: Eukaryota; Metazoa; Arthropoda; Insecta; Diptera; Drosophilidae. The coding region runs from base 77 to 1636 and encodes 519 amino acids. The record is from RefSeq and is a predicted model, not a curated record.